Molecule: messenger RNA, 5797 nt
Organism: Linepithema humile (Argentine ant)
Lineage: Eukaryota; Metazoa; Arthropoda; Insecta; Hymenoptera; Formicidae
Source: RefSeq, a predicted model, not a curated record
UUUAAAAAAAAUUUACUUUUAAAAUUGGAUUUUACACUUAGUAUUACCACAUAAUUAAUGAAAAUUGCAUUUGUUAAAUAUCAGUAUUACGAUUAUUACAAUGUUUUAAUAGAGAAAGGCGAUUACUAUGCUUAAAUUCGAUUUAAUUUUGUAGUACAGGAAAAAAAAAAGUAAGAUACAGAAAAUGUUGUAGAGCAAAUAAAAGUAUUGUAGAAAUUAAAAUUUAAUUUUAUUCAAAGCAUUUUACAUUGAAGAGUUAGCAUAGUUUUUAUUGUUAAAUUAAAACACAGUUAUAAUAUUGUAAUAAAUCGCAAAAUUUUAUGCGUAAUAGAUACUGUUGAGGACAUCUGUAUAUCGGAAUUGCUUGUGAUAUUAUCAUUCAGUUUUUCAUAUCCAUUUCUGGACAAGUGAGUUCUUUUUUCUGAAGCAUAUGAUAAUUACAACAAGCUUCUGGACAAUGACAUUCCAAGUUGCGUCUUUGCGAGAAAGCCUUAAAGCACACACCGCAACGCCAUUGCCACUGAUGAUGAUUACGUGUUCUCUGGUGAGCGCGCAGAUUCGAACCGUGAAAUACCACAACGGUGCACAAUGGAUAAUCAGCUAAGUACAGAAUAGUUAAUGAUUUCUCAAUAAUUAUUACUGUUUCGAUGUAAAUAGUACCGGUUCAAUACAAUAAACAUAUACAAUGUCUUGUAAUUAUUAUUCAUUUUUUUGCAUAUGACUGCAGAUGUUUUGAAUUACAAAUUUAAAUGUUACCAAAAGUGGGAUUUUUGAAAAAUUAAUUUUUAAUUUAUUGAUGUUUAGGUUAAAGUGCAUUUUCAAAAUCUUAAUCUUAAUAGAACGUUGCUUUUUGUUAUGAAUUGUACGUACCGAUCGGCAAAAGAUUUGUGACAGACUGGGCACUCGAAGGGCCUGUCGCCCGAGUAAAGGCGCAAAUGGCCCUUGAGCACCCAUGGUCGAUCAAAGCUCUUAUGACAAUACGGACAGUAAUGCAUCUUAUUUCUCUUUCAGGGUUGAACAUUCUCUUUCGCAGGUCGGUUUCUUCUCGGCAGCGCUGAUCGGCUCAUGCUUUUGCUUCAGGACCAAAUACAAAGCCUGCGAAAGCUUUUUCGUCUUGCAGCUGUUGAUUACGACCUUUGGAUUUAUUGCUCCAGCAAUGUUUCCUGGACUAAUUGUCGGAUCUGCUACAUUACAUACCUUUUACAUUAGAAAAAAGAUGGAGAUGCGUCAUCGACCAAUAUCGCAGAUUAUGUGUCGUAUUGCGUACCUGUUACUUGUGUGCAGCUUUUUAUGGGUUUCUGGGGUUGAAGGCAUGUUUCAAUCUGUCGAUCUAUAUGAUGCUUUUACAGAUGAAUUCGGAAACGAAGAUUAUUCUUACUAUGAAGGAUCAUGUCCAAAGAAUAAAUUUCAAUGUACAACAGGAAGCAUUCGAUGCGUAUCAAACUUACAUCAAUGUGAUGUUGUGUCUGACUGUGACGAUGAUAGCGAUGAAGAAAAUUGCCACAUGGGAAAUCAUGUUACUUGUGCUAAUGAUGAAUUUUCAUGUCAAAAUAAAAAAGAGUGCAUACCGGAACACAAGUUUUGCGAUGAAGUAUUUGAUUGCACAGAUCAUAGCGAUGAAUUGGUUGAUUGUCAGGAACAUAGAAUAAAAUUACAGAAUCCGAGUGUAGCAUGUGACUCAAAAGAUAACUGUGGAGAUUAUUCAGAUGAAGGUGGUAAUUGCACAAAUACAACUCUCUGUUCAUCCGUAAAAUGUCAAUAUUGUAAGUCAACCCCUACAGGACCUGUGUGUUUCUGUCCACCCGGGUAUAAAUUGCAAGAGAAUAAUACAUGUACAGAUAUCGACGAGUGUCAGACUUACGGGAUAUGCGAUCAAGGAUGCGAGAAUCUUUUAGGAUCAUACAACUGUUUCUGUCAUCCGAAUUAUUUAUUGCAGGACAACAAUAAGACUUGCAAAUAUAAUGGUGCGGCUACAUUGGUGUUUUCUACGAGAAAGAAUAUUUUCUUAUUCAAUCCUGAUACGGAAUACUAUACUGGUAUAAUGGUAAGAAACUUAGACCACAUUGUCGAUGCCGUUAUAAACGAUGGGUACUUUUAUUGGUCUGAAGUAAAGGAGAAUGAGAACUCAGUGAUUAAGAGAGUUAGUUUUGAUAAAACGCGUGAGAAGCACGAAACAAUUGUUACAGAAGGUUUACACAGGGUGACGAGUUUAGAUGUGGAUUGGAUCACGGGAAAUAUAUAUUUCACUGAUUCCGGCUACUUCCGUAUCGGAGCUUGCAAUAAUAAGGGCACACACUGUACCGUAUUAAUCAAUACUGACAGUAUGCUACCGAAAUUACUUGUCCUGUUACCGACUAAAGGAUUAAUGUAUUACUAUCAAGAACAGAUUUCCAUUGAUAAUGAAUAUAUUUCUAAACAAAUAAAAAUGGCAGGAAUGGAUGGAAAAAAUAUGACAACUUUUGUUGAACCAGAAUUGCAUGUCGAUGGAUUGGCUGUUGACUAUCCAAGCAAUCGAUUGUAUUGGCUAUCCGAAAAUGGAAUGAUCGAAUCAAUAAAAUUAGAUGGCACUGAUAAAAGAGACAUAUUACAUUCUACAGUAGAGCAUGCGAUUUCCUUGGCGGUUUUCGAGAAUAAAUUAUACUGGAGUGACUGGGAAUCUAAAACAAUACAAACAUGUGAUAAAUUUUCCGGAAAGGAUUGGAAAACCCUUAGUCACACGAUAGAGGAAUCUUACCGUAUCCACAUCGAUUAUCCAGUUAUGAAAUUGAAAUUUUCAGAUCCAUGUAGUCCGAAUCCAUGUUCUCAACUGUGUUUGUUGAAUCGAAACGAAAGCUAUACAUGCGCCUGUUCCAUAGGCCAGAAAUUGAACGCCGAUCGACAUACCUGUCUAGACGUGAAGGAGAAGCCUCAUCUUGUCAUCAUCGCUGGAAAUACAUUCAUAAAUUAUUAUUACGAGUUGUUAGGAAAGCCGAACGUAACUACGAAUACUGUUUCAAAAGAGAUUUCAGUCACCGAAGCAGUUUACGAUCAACUCACUGGCACUAUACUUGCUAUCGAUCAGUAUAAUCACUAUGUCAUUCGCUAUGAUCCGAAAGACGGCAAUAUUACUAAUCUCAUAUCGAUCAAAGAUAUGAUAGUGGGAGGAAUGGCAUUUGAUUAUAUUGGUAAUAAUGUGUACUUGUCGAACUUAAAACACCGAAGUAUUGAAGUACAUAGUUUGACAACUAGAAAAAAGACGAUCUUUUACUUCGAGGAUGAGCCUCAUUCUAUGGAAAUAAUGCCUACAAAAGGGUGCGAUGGCCACAAGGAUUGUCCGAAUGGUGAGGACGAGGAAAGCAAUUGUAAGGAGAGAGGUAUUUGCGAGGAAGAUGAAUUUAUGUGCGAUGAUCACACGUGCAUAAAUGAGGACAAGCAUUGCGAUUUUUUUACUGAUUGUGUGGAUGAUUCUGAUGAGAAACAUUGCUUCAAAAUCCAAUGCAAUAAGGGAGAAUACCGGUGCCGCAGAGGAGGAGAAUGUAUAUCUCGUUUCGCCGUAUGCGACGGCAACUAUGACUGUCCCGAUUUUUCUGACGAACUUCACUGCGAUAAUUAUACAUGUAGUUCGGACGAGUUCAUGUGCGACAUGGGAAAAUGCAUUCCGAAGGAUUGGAAAUGCGACGACGAAUUUGAUUGUCCGGACGGUUCGGAUGAAGCUGGGCAUUGUUACUUGAAAAGCAUAUGCGGCCCUGACUACUAUAAGUGCGCUAAUGGUCGUUGCAUAUCUAAUUCAUUGCAAUGCAAUCACAUUAAUGAUUGCGGUGAUGAUAGUGACGAGAAAUAUUGCACGAGAUAUGGUUAUUCUCGUAAUUGUACCGAGAACGAAUAUCUGUGCAUGAACUCUGGUAUAUGUGUUUCGAAGAAAGCGAAAUGUAACGGGAUCCAGGAUUGCCCGAGAAAUGACGACGAAUUUUAUUGCGCGUACUGUUUCGAGGACGAAUUCACAUGUGACAAUCAGAAGUGUAUCGGGAAGCAUUUGGUAUGCAACAACGUGGACGACUGCGGCGAUAAUUCGGAAGAAACAGACUGCAGAAAUAAUAAGAAAAAUAUCGAAAACUGCGAUCAAUUCAAAUGCACCAGUGGCACUUGUUUGUCGUUUGACAAAGUAUGCGACGGCAUUAAUGACUGUCCGGACGGUAGCGACGAGUACGGAAAUUGCUCAUUAGCUUGUCAAAACGCUAAAUGUGAAGACAUGUGUCAGAAUAGACCGCACGGUGCUGUUUGCAGUUGUCGACCUGGAUAUAGUUUGGAUUCUAACGGGAAGUCUUGUAACGAUAUAAAUGAGUGCCUACAAAAUGUUUGUUCGCAGAAUUGUUUAAACACUGUGGGAUCGUACAUAUGUGAGUGCUUAAGCAUCUACUCUCUUCGUACCGAUAAAGUUUCUUGCAAAGCUAUCGGACCGCAAAUGCAUUUUAUCACCACCACCGGUGAUGAUAUCAGGAAUAUAUCGGCUGAUGUAGGCUCUGUUGAGUUAGUGCAUCAUUUAGCAGGUUUUAGCAUAAGCAGUAUCGAUUCGAAUGCACUCGAUGAUGCUCUUUAUUGGAGUAGCGAGGAAGAGGGCACUAUUAACAAAAUGAACGUAAAAACGAAAAAAAUCUUGACUAUGGGCAACUUUACUCCGAAAGCGAUUGCGGUUGAUUGGGUCACUAAUAAUGUCUACUUCAACGAUAACAACCGUCGAAAUGUGAUUAAGGUAUGCAACUUGGAACAAUUAAAAUGUGCAGUAAUAGUCGAGAUAAAGGAUAUGGCAAAAGUUACGGCCCUCGCAGUCGACCCAAUCUUGGGUUAUCUAUUUUGGUCUCAUACCACUUGGCACAGUCACGACAAGCCAAUCGCUGAGAUAUAUCGGACGAACUUGAUGGGCGCCGACAUGAAAAAGAUCGUUUUUAGGAAUAUUAGCGUCGUAAGUGGAAUGGCAAUCGAUCAACUAAAAUUCAAAUUAUAUUGGUCGGACAGUUACUUCAAAACUAUCGAAUCAGCCAAUUAUGAAGGAGAUGGUCGCACCACGUUCUUAAAUACAGAUAUAUGUCGACCGGCAAGUAUUAAUAUUUUUGAAGACUCGAUUUAUUGGCUAAUGGCUUCGACCGGUCAGUUGCAAAAGUGCAAACUGUAUGGCGAUAAAGCAUGUACAACGAUAGACAUAGGCACCCACAACAUUCACAGGCACUUCACCAUCUUUCAUACUGUCAAUCAUCCUAAUGUCGUGGAGAAUUUUUGUAAAAUAGAACAUUGCGACUAUAUGUGCGUUUUGAAUCAUAGUAUUAUCGAUCUUCUUGAUGAGCAUAUCGAAUCUUUUGUGACGUGCAUUUGUCAAGAUGGCAAACCAGUAAAACCCAAUACUAUUUGUCCGAAAAAUGCGAACGAGGACAUAGCAUUUGUUUCUACACAUACUUGUCAUAACGGUGGCAUCUGUAGUAUUAUAAUAAUCAUGAUACUGAUCGUAGGGGCGUUGUUCGGCGUUUACUACCUUUAUCAAAAGUAUAAAUUGAAACUAGGUGUACUAGAUCUUAAUAUAAUUAAUAGUUUCGAUAGAAUUCGCUUCCAAAACCCGUUGUUCGAUCGAAGAGACGAAGUCACUGUAAACACUGUAACGUUCAAUUCCACGGCUUCAAGUAACAUAUUCCCUGGACAACAUGAAUAUAUGAAUCCUGUUACUGAAGAAUUAUCAGAGAAGUCUGGCGAUCGGGAGAUGAAGAAGUCAUUGGAGGCAUUACUUCUAGUCGUUGUUAGUAAAGAUUCUCUCUGCAAGAAAUCUGCUUGA